AUGCCUCCCAAGCGCUCGACCACUCCUCUCCCUCCCCACGCCCAGGCACCCAAGACCCCUAGGACGCCCCGCGGCAGCCUUGCCUCAGCCGAGACGGUCCCUCCGCCCAAGGACCUCAAGCGCCACAUAUCGCCUUGGACGGCCAAGGGCUUCCACAACCCCCGCGAUAAGGUGUUCAUGGCCGAGGAGCUCGCCAAGCUCGACGCCAACACGCGCCAGCGCAUGUGGGCCCGCUUCCCUGACUUCACCGGGAUCAACAGCGACGAGCUCAAGACAGACGUGAAGCGCCUGCACAAACGCCUAUGCGAUAUCACUAUCCAGCUCAAGACGCAGCCCCACGAGCUUGACAUGCGUGUGAUCCCUCGGGCUGACGAGCGUAACGUUCUCCACGCCCUUGCUACCCUCCAGGACCUUUGGACUCUCGCGAAGCGUGGAUAUUCUGGAAAGGCGGGAAGCGAGCCCCUCGUCCGCGUCGCUGCGGCCAAGAAAGCAGCCAAGGUCACGCCUCUUCCCGAGGCGCUUGCGGGCACCAAGAAGGCCCUCGGCGAGCUGAACACCCUGGCCGCCACAAAGGGCUCCCUUGCUGUUGUGCACCGUGUCAUUGACGCCAUUAUCGCCCUGUACCCGUGGCAGAACAGCACGUGCCUUUUCCGCACGCCCAAGGACGGCAUUCACGAGACGGAAACACUUCUCUGGCUGGUGCUCUCCGAGACGUGCGCCACGGUCGGCGACAAGCUCCAGGACGAGGACCGCGAGGCAUGGUACGACCUCUGCGGCGCGUGCACUGCCGCCGUGCGCCACAUGUGCAUCGUCAAGCGCAAGUACCUCGCCAUCGCGUACCUCUACACUGCCAACGCUAUCAAGGUCUGCGAUCAGAAGGACGAAUUCCUCCUCACCCACAAGGGAGACCGCGAGACGGUCGCGGACGAGCUGGAGGAGCUCUCCGAGCGCAUGAAGGACGCGGGUCUUGACGACUGCGCGCACUCGAAGUGCAUUACCGGCCACGUCUGCUGCUGA
Messenger RNA from Cutaneotrichosporon cavernicola, 1017 nucleotides. RefSeq lists its product as uncharacterized. The record is from RefSeq and is a predicted model, not a curated record. Lineage: Eukaryota; Fungi; Basidiomycota; Tremellomycetes; Trichosporonales; Trichosporonaceae. Bases 1 to 1017 code for a protein of 338 amino acids. The transcript is spliced from 5 exons.